Messenger RNA from Staurois parvus, 2250 nucleotides. NCBI's taxonomy places the organism in Eukaryota, Metazoa, Chordata, Amphibia, Anura, Ranidae. The record is from the annotation of a GenBank genome assembly.
AUGGCACAUGAGGAAAUGGACGUCGACCUGUUUGGUGAAGACGCUCCAGCAGAAGACUUGCCAUCCAGACAGCUGCCCGGAGGAGACUCGUUAUUCAUUUUGCCACCUCCAACCAUGUUUGCGGAGCUCAUGAGGGAGCGAAUCUCUGCGCCAGAGCUGAACAAUGAGGUGAUUGUGCUGGAUGGGGGCGAGAUCCCAACGGCACACGAGCCGUCGCCUGUCGAGUCCCAUACCUCUAAUGCACUACAGAUGUUGCAGGGGGCGCUAGAGCAACUGCGGCAGGCUGCUGAGCUGAACUCUUCAUCACAUCAAACCCGGAAUCGGAGGAGGAACACCAGGAGGCAGCAGAGAGGGGGCUCCCAGCGCACGUCGGGUACCAGCUCACGGACUGGACUCAUGAACUUCUUCCAACUGAGAGGAGGCCAGGGGCACACUGCGCCGGGGGAGGGGAGCAGGAGUAUUAGCCAGGUCAUCUUGGUGCCGCCUGAUGAGUCUGAAGAAGACAGUUCUGAUGAUACAGUGUUGCUAGGGGAUGAAGAAGGGGGCAGCUCCACCGAAGUGGAAGAGGAGGACGCCACAUCUGCCCAACCCGCAGAGCCAGCUCCAGAGGAACUUCAUAUAAAUCUGGUAGAGGCGGGUACAGAAGCCCCUGUGACCUCGGAGCCAGUGGCUGUUGUGGUGGAGGACUCUGCGUCAUCGGAACCCCCAGCCAAAGUCAAGCAGCGGACACCUGUAAAGCCUGCAGGGGGCAUUCCAGCAAUGGAAGAGGAGGAGGGAGACACUUGCACCAUUUGUUUUGAGCCAUGGACCAAUGCCGGCCAGCACCGCUUAUCUGCACUGAGAUGUGGACAUCUUUUUGGCUUUACGUGCAUCGACCGGUGGCUGAAGGGAGGAGCCAACAAGUGUCCGCAGUGCAACAAGAAAGCCAAGCGGUCAGAUGUUGUGGUCCUGUACGCUCGGACGCUGAAGGCACUGGACACUAGCGAGCACGAACGCAUGAAGAGCUCUUUAGAGUUGGAGCAUUCUCUGCGGAAGAAGGCGGAGCUUGAAUCGGCGCAGUGUCGGCUUCAGGUCCAGGUUCUGACAGACGAAUGUGGGAAACUCCGCAAGCAGAUCCUGGAACUGAAGAUGCUGAUUGCUCAGCACGGAACCACCUCCUCCCAGCUGCCGUCCUCCUCUCGGGGGGCAGCAUCCAGUUCACUGUCCUCCAGCCAAGGGCAGCACAAAUACAACUUUGAGAAGGCUGUUCUCAUCAACCAGACAGGGAACUGCCGUGUAAUGUCCUACUGUGAGUGGUUAGGCUGCCUCGUGGUGUCACAGCCGUCUUCCCACGCUACUCUCAUCCCUGGGUGUGGUGUGAAAAAAUUAAGUGCGGCCAACAUGAAGAGCAGCCAAUAUAUACCCAUCCAUUCAAAACAAAUCCGUGGCCUGGCCUUCAAUGCCCGCUCCGACGGCCUCCUCCUCUCUGCUGCUCUGGAUAACACCGUGAAAUUGACCAGCUUGCUAACUAACACCGUGGUGCAGACCUACAAUGCCGGGAGACCUGUAUGGAGCUGCUGCUGGUGUUCUGAUGACACCAACUAUGUUUAUGCUGGCCUGAUUAAUGGAUCGGUGCUGGUGUACGACCUGAGGGACACAAGCCAGUACGUGAAGGAACUGACCCCGCAGGCCUCUCGCUGUCCUGUGGUUUCUCUCUCCUACGUGCCUCGUGCCGCCUCGGAGGUCUUCCCCUGCGGAGGAGUGCUGGCGGGGACCCUGGAAGGAGCGUGUUUUUGGGAGAUGAAGGAUGCCCAGUACAAGCCACACUUGCUGCCCCUAGAGCCUGGGGGCUGUACGGACAUCCAGAUGGAGAGCAGCACACGACACUGCCUGGUCACUUACCGGCCUGGUAAGACCCAUAACUAUAUGCGCUGUGUGAUGAUGGAACUCGCCAGCAACCGCCUGGCGGACUCUGCAGACGAGUACAGCUGUUCCUGUUACCCGGUACAGACUUUCAAUGCAGGACCCACCUGUAAACUGCUAACCAAGAACGCCAUAUUCCAGAGUCCAGACCGUGACAGCAGUAUACUGGUGUGUGCCGGAGACGAGUCCUCCAGCUCUGCCAUGCUCUGGCACUCUGGGAGCGGAAGCCUCAUCCAGAAACUACAAGCUGACCAGCCAGUGUUGGACAUCUGCCCCAUGGAGGUCAACCAGACCAGCCUGCUGGCCACCCUGACAGAAAAGAUGGUGAAGAUCUACAGAUGGGAAUGA